AUGAGCCAGACAUCUAAGACGGCGUCGGGCAGACCGUUGAGGAUCCUAUCUCUUGAUGGUGGAGGUAUUCGUGGCAUAUCGAGCCUCCUUAUCCUGGACAAGAUUAUGCAGGGCAUCCGUGACAAUACUAGAGAUCUCAAUCACGUCCCACGACCAUGCGAGUACUUUGACUUGAUCGGUGGGACAAGCACUGGAGGAAUUAUUGCAAUAAUGCUUGGAAGGCUAGGCAUGACCAUCGAUGAAUGUCUAGAAGCAUAUCGAAAGGUUGGCCGGCAAGCUUUCACACCCAGAUGGGGCCCAAUUCUCCCGGGCCGGCCCACUGGUGCUUUUUCUGCCACAGCCCUCGAAGCAGCCGUCAGGCAGAUGAUAAGAGAGUUUUGUUCGGAAGGGGAAUGCGCGACCCGCAGACAGCAAGGAAAACCUACGAUUGAGACUUGUACGCAUGAUAAUAUAGCCUUUCAAGGAAAGGCAUACACAAAGACCGUGGUACUGGCGAUUACCAAGGACAACGUCGAUGCGCCUCCAACUCUCUUCAAGACAUAUGAUACAUCCUCCGCUUUCAGUUCCUGCACUAUCUGGCAGAUCGCGCGGGCAACUUCAGCAGCUACGACCUUCUUCAAGUCCAUCAAAAUUGGCCGUGAUGACAUCGAAUUCAUCGACGCUGGCUUUGGGUACAAUAACCCAUGCCAAAUCCUUAUUGAGGAAAGCAAGCAACAGUUUCCGGGGUGCGAACAGAGGCUUGUUCUGAGCAUUGGCACGGGUCUCGGAGACGUUGUCACCAUCAGAGAUACUAGGAUGUCCAUUGUUCGAGCGUUGGCCGCUAUGGCGACGUCCUCCAGAAGGGUAGCAAGGGAUCUACUCAAUAUAUACGGUGAAAAUGGUCAUUACUAUAGGUUCAACGUUGAUCGUGGCCUAGACGACAUCACGUUGUCCGACUGGGAGAGAUCCAGUACGAUCUCGGCGCACACCCAUAACUACCUGGACGACGAGAGGAGCAGAAUCAGGCGUUGUGUUGACGACCUGAUUGAUGCUUCCGGAGCAAGGCCUAUUGGGAUUUUGAAGUAUGAGGAGCGCCAGCAUGUCUGGGCCAUCGAACUAGGACAGAAUCUAGCCGCCUUUGCCAUGUUGUUUGCACCAGCUAUAUUGCCCGACGAGAGUCACAAUGCUCAACGUCAACAGGUAACAGCCAUGAUAGAUCGUAUCCUGCUGUUCCACAACAUCCCGCUAAAUACGUCUCUCGCCCUGGCGCACAGUGACCAGGACGUGGUUGUGGCAGUGAGGGUCAUUACUGACAUGAUCCAACGUCUAGAAGGCACCUCUAUAUGUGCUCUCGUGCUGAUCGGUGAAUUUGACUGUAUUCUUAGAAACAGAGACAACAUCGGUGAAGACAUUACCGAGUCCGCUCUGCAGGGAGUCCUUCAGGAUAUGGACUAUCGAUGUUCUGAGUUAGGCAUAGCAACAGAAGAGCUCGGAAAAACCCUCCGACAACGGGUAGUGGGGACUAGAACGAAUGUCAACAGUCUUCUAACCGAGCUGUCGGUACCUAGGAAACACACCUAG
Messenger RNA from Aspergillus aculeatus ATCC 16872, 1560 nucleotides. RefSeq lists its product as uncharacterized. Lineage: Eukaryota; Fungi; Ascomycota; Eurotiomycetes; Eurotiales; Aspergillaceae. Gene Ontology annotation, cellular component: membrane. The record is from RefSeq and is a predicted model, not a curated record. The transcript is spliced from 4 exons. Bases 1 to 1560 code for a protein of 519 amino acids. Gene Ontology annotation, biological process: arachidonate metabolic process.